This is a messenger RNA of Epinephelus fuscoguttatus (brown-marbled grouper), 3517 nucleotides long. It is a transcript of the gene pyroxd2, whose product is annotated as pyridine nucleotide-disulphide oxidoreductase domain 2. The transcript is spliced from 16 exons. Bases 46 to 1776 code for a protein of 576 amino acids. Gene Ontology annotation, molecular function: oxidoreductase activity. The record is from RefSeq and is a predicted model, not a curated record. NCBI's taxonomy places the organism in Eukaryota, Metazoa, Chordata, Actinopteri, Perciformes, Serranidae.
AGGGGCGGGACUGACUGAGGUGGACUCCUGGCUCAAACUUGUGCUAUGGCUGCAGCGGUGUGGACUGAUCGGGGACGGAGGGCUGUGACUGUAGUGGGGACAGUGACGAGAUCCAGUCACACAGCUUUAAAAUCCCAGUAUGACGCAGUGGUCAUCGGAGGAGGACACAAUGGACUGGUGGCAGCUGCCUAUCUUCAGAAGGGAGGACUGAAGACAGCAGUGCUGGAGCGCAGACAUGUGCUGGGAGGAGCAGCUGUUUCAGAGGAACUCUUCCCUGGUUUCCACUUCUCCAGGUGCUCCUAUUUGCUCAGUUUAUUAAGACCCCACAUAUACGCAGACUUGGAACUUAAGAAACAUGGGCUGAAGGUGUAUAUGAGGGACCCCCAUGCUUUCACCCCCAUGUUGGAGGAGGGGGUGGGAGGUGCCCCGCCAAGGUCUCUCACCCUGGGCUCAGAUAUGGCCAUGAAUCAGAGGGAGAUCGGCAAGUUCUCACAGAAGGAUGCUCAGGUGUUUCCAGACUAUGUUGCACAUCUUGAUAAACUAGCAGGAGCUAUCCACCCUCUCCUGGACGCUGCUCCUGUAGACAUCCCAGGUGUUACUGCUGGAUCACUGAGGAAGAGGCUGGCUGCAGCUAAAACACUGAUGCCUAUUGUCAAAUGCGGUCUGAAACUGGGCAGAAACAUUCCAGACUUUUAUGAGAUUAUAACUGCACCAAUAAUGAAGAUCCUCAAUCGAUGGUUUGAGUCAGAGCCACUGAGAGCAACUCUGGCUACUGAUGCUGUGAUAGGAGCCAUGACCAGUCCAAGUAAUCCUGGUAGUGGGUAUGUGCUCUUGCACCAUGUGAUGGGAGAGUUGGAGAAGGAGAAGGGAGCAUGGGGUUAUGUGGAGGGAGGCAUGGGAGGCGUGUCUCGGGCUAUUGCUAACUCUGCUCGAUCCUACGGUGUAGACAUUUUCACUGAGAAGGAUGUUGGACAGGUCCUGGUCGGUUCAGAUGGUGCUGCCAAGGGAGUGGUGCUAAAGGACGGCACAGAGAUCCACAGUAAAGUUGUUUUAUCAAACGCUACCCCAUAUGUUACCUUCAAGAACCUCACGCCACAGGCUGCUCUUUCUCCAGAGUUCAUCAAAGCUGUAGAUCAGAUAGACUACACCUCCCCUGUCACCAAGAUCAACGUGGCAGUGGACAAGCUACCUAACUUCCUAGCAUCUCCCACACCAGAUAAUAAACCUGGACCCCACCAUCAGUGCUCCAUUCAUCUCAACUGUGAAAGCGUGGAGGUGCUAGAGACUGCAUACAAAGAGGCCAUGAAUGGACGUCCCUCAGCAAAACCCAUGCUGGAGAUGACCAUCCCCUCUGUGUUGGAUCCUACUCUGGCUCCCCCUGGGUGCCACGUGGUGUCACUGUUCACCCAGUUCACCCCAUUCCACAUAGACGGCAAAGAGUGGACGGACCAGGACAGGGAGGCCUACGCAGACACAGCAUUUGACUGGGUGGAGCAAUACGCCCCUGGGUUUAAACAGUCGGUGGUGGGGAGGGACAUCCUGACUCCACCUGACCUGGAGAGGAUCUUUGGGCUCACUGGAGGGAAUAUCUUCCAUGGAUCAAUGUCGCUGGAUCAGCUCUACCUAGCACGACCUUUGCCCUUGCUGUCAGACUACCGUUCACCAAUCAAAGGGCUGUAUAUGUGUGGCAGCGGCGCUCAUCCAGGUGGUGGUGUGAUGGGCUCUCCUGGCUGGAACGCAGCGCUCACUGUCAUGGCUGACAUGAAACGUCGCUGAAACGUGACAGCAUCAGCGUGUGGUCUGCUCAUCAGUGUUCGACCUCUCUUUUGUCUCACUUGUGUAAAUUUGACUGGUCUGAGAAAUGUAUUUCAACAUUCACUCCAACCAUCUGUCUGAUCAGUUCACUCCAUCAUAUUGUUUGUAACAAUAUCUGAGAAGGAAAAUGUUGAUUUAAUCAUACAGCUGACAUGGGAUGAAAGAGCUAAGGAGAGCCUUAGCUUCUGUUUUAUUUAUAGACCGUCCAUGCAAAAAGUCCGCCAGUCAGUCACUCCUGUUAUCAAACACUAGUGCAAUACUGCCGCACUAAAUCCUGUCACUUAUGAAGUCAUCGAACUGAGCCAGCAGAAAAUCACUGAUACCAAAAAAACAUUAAUGUUGAAGACAGUUGCAUUUUUAGAAUAACUGCUGUCAUAAUGAACUGUUAAUUUAAUAGUGAAAAUAAAGCACAAUGGGACAUUUUAUAACUUUGUAUGAAUAAAUUUACAUGAAUUCAAGCAUAUGUUUCAUUUGUUUGAGUAAAAAUUGAGGAAAAUAUUUAACAAGCUUCAGCUGCCUCACAAGGAUCAGCAGGCUUUUCAGAGUAGGGCAAUCUUGUUUCAGAAAGUAUACAGGAGCACCAAACUUGAGGCAACGAACUUGAUUAUAGAACAAAAGUUUCAACACCAAGUGCAUCUUCAUCAGUCAAGCAGCUCUCUUAAAUAACCUCCCUUAAUAAGAAAGUUGUUCGGCACAGGUUCCCUUGUGUUUCUCAGAUUCUGAGGGGUUGUAAAAAAUUCCACCAUCACCUACAGGUGGAGACGGGAUUAAUAGAUUGCUAUAGAGAGAAGCUUUCUGAAUCACUGAACACCGUUGAACCAUCAGGACUUAACGAGGAGCUAAGACUAACUUGUUUUUAAAGCAUUACUUUAAACUAACUUUUUUUUAAUAUAUAAAGCCAUAUGGCUAUAGAGGCUAUUUGCUAUUAUUACUGAUAUAUUAUGAUGUGUUGUUACAGUCUGUGGGGAGGCUGUAAUGUCAUGAAUCUCUUAUAUGUGUCCUUUUUUAAAAAAAAAUGUGAUUAUCUAGAACACAUAUGCAGCCCACUCUUCCAAUUUAUGCUAUAGGUCUUCCUUUUCAGGGGACUGGCAUUUAAGAUAUUGACUGGUUUCAUUUAUAUCAGUUUGAUCAAAGUUUUUCAUUAUUGUUAUUAGGGAUGCAAGAUAAUACUGGGACGUCAUCUGUACUGGCUGAUAUUGGCUUUAAACCAACAUCCACUCCAACAUCAUCCAUUCAAGUUGCAGAGGAGAGCCGGGAAGAAUUGACAUUACAUUACUGAGCACCAGUUGAAAGACAUGAUACCAAAGAUAAUUUUGUUUGCGUACAAAAACUAAGCACAGCAUGCCAAACAUGCGGUUUGAAAAUUACAGAAGAAGAUGCAACAACUUCCAACAUACUUGUUUUAACAGAUGAAUACAAAUUUCAAAAAGCAUUCAGGAUUUUUGGUAAAUUUAUUGUUGUUAAAAUGGCAUUACGUUUUGUGAAGAGCACAUGACGACUUGUUUAGGACUUGGGACAUAAGUUGGGACUUGUCAAUACUGACUGCGGACUUGAGUACAAAGACUUGAGACUAAGAUUACUGGUAUUUUGCAAAACAAUGACUCGGUCCCACCUCCGUUCUGUAAUAGCCUAGAGUAACCAGCUACAUGUAAUUAAAUUAUAAAUUAAAUGUAAUUAUAACCUGUUACAACUGCUGAGAUAA